Molecule: messenger RNA, 1305 nt
Organism: Bombyx mandarina (wild silkworm)
Lineage: Eukaryota; Metazoa; Arthropoda; Insecta; Lepidoptera; Bombycidae
Product: craniofacial development protein 2-like
Source: RefSeq, a predicted model, not a curated record
AUGUCUAAAAAAAAUUUUAAGAAGGCGAGCGAUCCGCGUGGCAUCCGGCGCCAUGAUCUUUCCGGGGAUCAGGGUGUGAAAUGUGCUACCGGCCAGGACGAUGUAGGCAACCAGGCAUCUCCUGGAAAAUAUGCUACUGGAAGGAGAACCAUACAGCUACGCAACAAGAUUCGCGUCGGUACAUGGAAUGUUCGUGGUCUCCUCAAGGAUGGCAAACUGAAGAUCUUGGAAAGCGAGCUAGAGAGAUGUAACUCCACUAUUACUGGCAUUAGUGAAACUCACUGGAAGGAUAGCGGCCACUUUGACACAGGGAAACAUACCAUAUAUUACUCCGGAAAAGAAAACAACAGCUUUGGCGGUGUGGCUAUUGCUAUACCAAAACUGUGGAAUAAUUCUGUCCUGGGCUACAACCCUGUUAAUGAGAGAAUUAUGUCUAUAAAAAUUGAUGCUUCACCAGUUCCAAUAAAUAUAGUCCAAGUUUAUGCACCCACAUCGACAGCUGAUGAUGAUAUCAUGGAAACUUUCUAUAAUGAACUAGAAACUUGCAUGGAUCAAGUCCCAAAGAGAGAGCCUCUGAUUGUCUUGGGAGAUUUCAAUGCGAAGGUAGGUAGCACAAAAAAUGAAUCUGGCCUGCGCCACAUAGUAGGGCUAUAUGGUCUGGGUACACGUAAUGACAGGGGCGAACGCUUAAUUCAAUUCGCCGCCGAUAACAACCUCACUAUAAUGAACACCGUUUUUAAACAACAUCCAAGGCGCCUAUAUACGUGGACCAGCCCUGACGGCAAACACCGUAACCAGAUCGAUUACGUUAUGAUCAGAACUAGAUGGAGAAGCUCGAUAUGUAACGCGCACACAUUGCCCGGAGCAGAUUGUCUCUCUGAUCAUGAACUGUUGAUAUGUGGCCUGAAACUUAAACUGCGCAACUGCACUACCAAAAAAAUAUCAAGACGUAUUGAAAUUGUAGACAGAGAGGCCUUUUAUGAAACUCUGCAAAAUGUAAAAGGUACCUCGACGAAUGCCAUCCACGAUGGUGAGUCGGAGUCACUUUGGCAAUCAGCCAAAACAAUAAUUAAGGACGCAGUUAAGAUCUCCCAGCCCAGGCUAGGGGUUGCAAAACGCCAGCAUUGGAUGUCGUGGAGCACUUGGAAACUCAUAGAAAAGCGGCGCAAGGAAAAAGCAUCUGGAGCUAGCAUGGAAAAACUAAAUCUGCUAAGUUCUGAAAUACAAACUGCUUGUCGGAGAGAUCGCAAUAUGGAGCUCAACACUAUUUGCACAGAACUCGAACGGCACUCUCAAAAGCCGUAG